AUGAAUCGCAAUCAACUAGUCUUUCUGAAUAUGGUGUCGGCCACUGUCUUUUUCAUCUUACGGCAUUUGAUUUGGAUCGAACGACCGAACUUUCAGUCCCGUAUUCAUCAAUUGCAACAACAAUGGACAGAGGACAAUGAUGAUUCAUCUUCCAUUCUUCAAACGUCGAUACCUGUGAAUGAUGAUUCCGUUGUGACUGAAAAUGACAAACAUAAUGAUUCCGAGAAUAGUACACGGGAUUACAACUUUGCCUUUGGUGAAAACAAGGCUUAUUUCUACAAAUACGAACCGGAUCGAUUGCCACUCCCAGAUAGCGUCUCCCUACAGAAUGCCCACGGCAUUUAUGUUUCCAACGAUUGCUCCGAUCAAGAUCAUUUGGAGUGUGGCCCCACAAUUGUUAUUACUUAUCAAGACAAGGUGGACGAUUCCAAAUGUCUGCUGCAAUGGAAGGCGGGGGAAUAUGACCAACCAGCCAAAUUUUUGGGUCCUGGGUCUUCACUUUGUGCCGGCGUUCCUCAUGGAUUGACGGCCAUGGAAGAAGUAGACGCAAAGAAAGACGGCAAAGGUGCAAGGACCACAACGUACUUGUAUCACGCCAACAAUGACCAGCACUUGUCCAAGACCACAGCAGAUGGAGAAGUAGUCUGGACCAAUCAGUAUCAACCUCCAGUUCCUUUGGACAAAAACUCGACCGAGCCCGAAUUCAAACCAACUUGGUUUGCAGGGCAACCUCACUCUCCUUACAUUUAUCUUGCUGAUGGCUAUGGAACCUCUCGGAUCUAUCAAUACUACAAGUCCAAUGGAACCUAUGCGGGAAGGUACUUUGGAGGGAUUGGAACGGACGAUGGUUUCUUUCACACCUCGCACGCCAUAUCCUGGGAUGGACGAAAUAGUGAUAAUGAUGAUGACGAUGGUCAUAGUACAAUGAUUGUUUGCGAUCGGGAGAAUCAUCGACUGUCCUACUUUGCCAUUGAUCCGAAACAACCGGAAAAGUUUGAGUUCUUGGGGCAACAGAACAUGGAACCCUACAACUUGUAUCAGCCUUGCAACAUUCGAUACCAUCCAACUACGAAGCAAGCUAUUAUACCAUUCCUUGAAGGUAGCGUGGGGAUUUUCAAUCCACCAAACCCAGACGAGCCAUUGGUCCAGCCCUUGGAGGGCAUUCUCAACAUUACCGAUCAAAUGGGAAAGUUGGGAUUCUUGCACCCACAUGACGCACACUUUUUGCCCAACGGAGAUUUUGUAUUGGUAACGUGGGCUCCGGGAAGGAUUGGAUAUUUUCGAAAAGUGGAAGGGGGAAAGGUGGAGGAGAAAAAGUCCGCAGCUCCAUCCGAUAGGGACCCAUUUGGUCAUGCCAAUACUACGAGUAUACAAUAG
This is a messenger RNA of Cylindrotheca closterium, 1377 nucleotides long. NCBI's taxonomy places the organism in Eukaryota, Bacillariophyta, Bacillariophyceae, Bacillariales, Bacillariaceae. The record is from the annotation of a GenBank genome assembly.